Messenger RNA from Mytilus trossulus (common blue mussel), 1674 nucleotides. RefSeq lists its product as uncharacterized. Bases 1 to 1674 code for a protein of 557 amino acids. The record is from RefSeq and is a predicted model, not a curated record. Lineage: Eukaryota; Metazoa; Mollusca; Bivalvia; Mytilida; Mytilidae. The transcript has 2 exons.
AUGGCAACAAGCACCACUGCAUGCGAGGAAGUUCUUCCAUCAAAGACAUCAAACAGCACAGCAUGUGAGGAAGUACCAAGCAGCCAUUUAAAAUCAAUUUCUAUCGACCAAAAAGAGAAACAUUCAAAAAUUUCUGAUAUAAAAGAAUACUGUGAUUGUUCCAAUCAUAUUUGCGAGUAUUCAUCAUUCUGUAUAAAUCACGACUGUCCACUUUGCAAACAAUGUAUAAAGAAACAUAAUGGGUGCUGUGAUAUUGUCCCUUUAGAAGAUGCUAUUUCAAACGUUAAAGGAUCCGAUGGAUUGCAGGUCAUUAUACAAUCACUGCAAGAGUUGGAAGAAAAUUUAAAGGCGAUAAAGAGUGAAAAAGAAAAGAACAUUUUAGAUAUAGCAGAACAGAGACGAAAUUUUGCAGAAGAUAUUAUUGCUAUACGAAGAAAGAUUGUUGGUCAUCUAGAUGACAUAGAAAAACAAAUGCUAGAUGAACUAAAAGAAGCUGAAAGUAACGAAACUAAAAGACUUAAUCAACUUGUACAACAAAUUGGUCAAAAUAUGGUAGACGUAAAUGAAAUGUAUACUGCUCUUGUUUAUAUGAAAAAGAAUGCCUCAGAAUUGCAGACUUUUAUGAAAAUGAAAAAUGCACAAACUCAACUGGCUCAACAUGAAGAAUUUCUUCAGUCUUUUAUUGAUAUCAACUUAAAAAAAACGUAUAUUGAAUGUAUUAUUCAUCCAGAGUUUCUAAAUAUUAAAAGUUUAGGCUCGGUAACGAUGCUUUCGAGGUCAAGUAAUGUGAAAAUCGAUAGAAAGCAACAAAAACAAGCACAAGUGAUGAUUUCACCAAAUUUAUUAUCAAUAAGAAAUAUACAACCAGAGUAUGUUACCGCUUUAAAUAUUACCGGCAUGCUUUCAAGUAUUUCUGGCGUGUGUGUAACUGUUCAAGAUGAAUACAUCUUCACUUGCCAGGAGACAAGUGAAAUUAUGUUACUUACAAGUAAUGGGUCACAGAAAUUUAUAAUUUCACUGAAAUCGUUCGGUGUUUUCGAUAUAGUGCUUCUUAGUGAUACAACUGUUGCUAUUACGUCAGGAAAUAAAAAGAAACAUGGUAUAAGCAUCGUAGAUAUCAGUUUAGGAAAAUUUAUCAAGUUUAUUAAACUUUCAGGACAAUCAUACGGAAUAACAUCUAAUGAAGAACUUUUGUUUGUUGCCAUCAAAGGAAAGGGUAUUCAGAUGUUGAAUAAAGUUACACUUAAGCCAUUAGACAUCAUCCGUUGUGAAAUUAGUGAGGGGGCAUUUAUAGAUGAAUACAAUGGUAACAUAUACAUCACAAACUCCUCAAACAAUAGAGUAUUGUGUUGCGAUAUGAACGGUGUUAUUAAAUGGGAAUUCAAAAAUGAAGAUAUUUUGAAAGAACCGUACGGGAUCGGGGUUGAUGGAAGGGGAAAUGUAUAUGUUGCAGGUGGUCGUACCUUAAACGUGCUUGUAUUAUCAUCAGAUGGCGCACAACACAGACAAAUAAUUACAGAAAAAAAACUUCGGAUGACAUUACCUAGAGCACUUUCGUUCGACAGAACAAGAAAACGACUUAAUUUUGCAAACGAAAAAGGUUUAUUAGUUAAUUCUCUGAUCAUUAUGCCUGAAGAAAAUGCAACAGCAAAAGAAUUCAUAGCAACUCAUUGA